Messenger RNA from Haemorhous mexicanus (house finch), 7035 nucleotides. Its product is annotated as histamine H3 receptor-like. The transcript is spliced from 3 exons. Gene Ontology annotation, molecular function: histamine receptor activity. Gene Ontology annotation, cellular component: membrane. The coding region runs from base 3087 to 4295 and encodes 402 amino acids. The record is from RefSeq and is a predicted model, not a curated record. Gene Ontology annotation, biological process: adenylate cyclase-activating adrenergic receptor signaling pathway. Lineage: Eukaryota; Metazoa; Chordata; Aves; Passeriformes; Fringillidae.
CUGACUAAUUGAAAACGUGGAUUUCUCAUCAUGUCUAUUCCUGGAGUCUUGUUUUAAUAAUUGAAUAUGUCUUGUAUUAAUAAUUGAAUUCUGUAGUUUGUUGUAGUGCGACUAGAGUAAUUCAUAUGCCAGGUCACUUACAGAGUUUUAGAUACUCUUUUGUGAAAGGAAAACAUUGAGUGUGGUGUUUUGAGUGCCUGGUCCUGCCUGUGCAGUUCCUGAUCAGAUGCUAGACAGGGAUUGCUUGGUGGUAUAUGGAAGACUGAACAUGGGCAGUGAGCUAAGAAAUGUGAUGAAACUGCUACAGAAUUUCUUUGAGGAUUGUUCUGUGAUGGUUGGCACACCAGCAGCCUGUUGAAAAGAUGAGAAUUUCAUGUUGCAUAAUUAAAGGAACCAGUGAAAUAGACCAUACAGUCAGUGAGCAAGAUGAAUCCCCUGUCCUUUAAAAUGUCUGAAAAUGGACCAUCAGAGUGAAAAUGCAUUUUUAUUUUCACACAAUUUCUUUCAGAGAGAGCAUGAAGUACUGUCUUACUGUCUUGUGGACACUUUUGGUUAGAGAAGUUACAGUCCCUUCCUAUUUUGGUUUGCAAGCAUUUCCUAAGUUUAAACUUCCUUUAUUCUAAGAAGUAGAUACAACAAUAGAAAGAGACUUCAAAAAUGUCUGACAAUGACUCUUAACUUUAAAAAUUCUUCUGGGACAUUAUUUUUGUUGCUAAACUGAAGCAGCAGUUUUAACCAUUUUUGUUAACAGAAACUAUAAAGUUUUUAAGACAUACUGCUCACUUGUGGAAGAGUUACAAAUUUCAUUACCUGGCAAAAGAAAAAAAGAAAAGAAGGAUGAUAGAAUUAAUUUAUACCCAGAGUACAAUUGCCUGUCAUAAAAAUAUGUCAACAUAAACCAAAUAUUACCAGGAAAGGGUGGAUAGUGGCUUUUAUCUUUUUGGCCACUCUGUUUUAAUAUCUUUUUACUUUCCUGGUUUUGUUUUGUUGUUCUGAAAAUGAGUCAGGAGUACAGCUGAACACAGGUUAGCCAUUACAGCAUUAGAGUUUCCUACACGGUAGUAUCAGAAAGAUUUUUUUUUUUCUUUGUGUCUCAAAUGUAAAUGAGCAGACCAAGAUAUCUGCUCUCUGAUUGGGGUACUUCCUUGGCUGAGUAUCUUCUAAAGAACUGCUUGGUGGUUUCAGUGUCAGUCAUUUCCUCUAAAUGUCCUGCAUGCAUCUGGAAAUUUUCCAUGCUUAAAUAUGAAAAGUCAUGUUCUUAAAAUCUUAACUUUUAAAAGUGAGGAUAGUUGUCUUUCUCACAGCAGAAUACCAAUUCUGGACUGUUAGUAAUUUCUUCAUAUUGCAGGUAGUUCAGAGUGGUGGUUCUACUGUUUAGUAUGUGUUUAAUGUGGGGGGAAAAGGGAAGAUAAAGAUAAGACAUUUACUUGUGGAUCCUGUUGCCGUAUUCGUCUUUGCUAUAUGUUUAUUGCCUAGCAAGUCUAUUUCAGUAAAAAAUGGAAGCAGUUUAGUAGCUGCUUCAAUAUUUUUCUAGCCAGACAUGUUCUCGACUGAUUUAAUCCUUGUCAUAGCCACACACAGAGAAAAAUUCUGCUAAAAGCUCAUGAAGUGGAUCUCCUAACUUCAUAUACGUAGAUGCCUUGCAACACACAGGCUUUCCAAGCAUGGUGUAGAAGAGUUGGGUAUUUAAGAUUUCAAGAAAUCAAGUUAGAUCUAAGAUCAAAUAAGAAAUUUUGAGGGAGGGAGGGGGAAUUCAGUUAGGCAGCUAUAUACUCCAGGAAAGCACUCUGAGAUUUAAGCCAUGGUACAAAGUUCGCUGGCUCUCAUGAUCAACAGUGAAACUGCUGAAUUUUGUUUGGAUGCUGCAGUAUGGCUAGCAGAAGAGUGGCUACUGGUAUUACUUAGUAACAGUGCCACAGUAUGUUUUCUGGACACAAAAUAACAUUAAACCAGUGAUAGACAUACAUGCUGUCAAGAUAUUUGCAUGGAUAAUAAAGUUUUGCAUUUUUGUACUACUGACAUUCAAGCAUUUAGUAAAAGCACUUGGUAAACACUAAUGAAUUUGUUCCCACAACAGAGGUGAAGACACGAAAGCCAAUGUUUUUCAAAUUUAAGUAUUUAAAAUUAGACACCAAAGUGUUUUUAGAACCCAUGAAGAAAAAAGAUUGAAUUUUUACAACUGUAGAAUACUCACAGCUCUCUGCAAAUGGCUUCAUUACUCAUACAAAAUACAAGCAUUUGUACAAGACACACGAUUUUUCCCACCAGUGUGGAAAGAAAAGCCUCAUCCUGUUAAAGUUAAUUGCCAAACUCUCAUUCUCAUUCAGGGGGUCUGUAUUUAGUUCCUGGGUUCUGGGGAAACAGCAGUUGGUGAUGUGUUGCUGAAGCUGCUGCUAAGAUUUUUGAAACUGAUUUCAGUGAGAGUUUUGAACUUUGAGGGUUGGACCAUUACAGGUAACUACUCUGGUAAGUAAUUGUAUGUAUACUUAUUUACAUCAUAUCAGGUUUUAGCCCCAGAGUGCGCAAAAAGGAGAACGGCAGCACCAGCAAAGUCGACCAUGCCUUUCCUCAGCAAAAAGUAUAAAUAUAGAAAUAGGGAGGAAGCAAAGGCUUGCUGAAUUGCAACAAUAUCAGAUAAACAAGGAUAAAAUUAAAAAGCAGUUUAAAUUAUCAUUAUGAUAUGUACACAGGUUGAAGAAAAAAAAAAUAGAAAAAGUCGAAUAUAAUGCUAGCAAGCAAAACCCAUCAGGGAGGGAGGGAGGGAAGCAAGAGGGAACCUCAAAUCAACCCUCCUGACCUCCACAGAUAAGGAUCAUGUUGCUUAAAGAAGAACUUGCACUUUAAAAUACGAGCUUGAAGAAACUGUAUAUUUCUUAACCAGAACUCUGCUUUAAGAGAGUCUUAGAAAAACUAGAUAUAUCUAGUAUCAAAAGCUUUUUAUUUUUUCCCCUCCUGAGAAAAAUUUUUUUGGAUGCUUAUUGGAUUUUUGACCCAUCCUAUUUUAACUCCUUAUGAAUCUCAACCUUUUUGGAUAACUUUGCCAGAUACAGCUUCCUUCCCAGACUGACCUGAGCUGGAUACCCACCAUGAACAACAGCACUGCUGAAAUUCUGCACGCGGCUGAGAUGUGUAACGAGACUUGUUCCAGCCAGCCGCGGAGCUCCGAGUUCUCCCUGGGUGUGUUGGUGCUGCUGGCUUUCCUCAUGGUGUUGCUGUCUCUGGUGACCAUCCUUGGAAACAUGCUGGUGAUCCUUGCUUUCAUUAUGGACAGAAACCUCAGGCAUCGGAGUAACUAUUUCUUUCUGAAUCUUGCUGUUUCUGACUUUGCAGUGGGUGUGUUCUGUAUGCCGUUGUACAUCCCUUAUGCCCUGACAGGGACAUGGCACUUGGGAAGGAGCCUGUGCAAGCUCUGGCUGGUCGUGGACUAUCUCCUGUGCGCAGCUUCAGUGUUUAACAUCGUCCUUAUCAGCUACGACCGUUUCCUGUCCGUUACAAAAGCUAUAUCUUACAGAGCCCAGCAGGGAAUAACAUCCAACCCUGCCAUUGAGAUGGUGGCCAUCUGGGUCUUAGCAUUCCUCCUGUACUGCCCAGCCAUCCUGCUUUGGGAGCACGUGGCCGGACACAGCGUGGUAGCUGUGGAUCAGUGCUACGCCGAGUUCUUUGACAACUGGUACUUCCUCCUGUGUGCAUCCACCCUGGAUUUCUUUGUGCCCCUGGUCUUGGUGACCUACUUCAACGCGCACAUCUUCCACAGCAUCCGGCGGCGCCAGCUGCGUGGCAGCGUGCAGGACUGUGAGCCUCCCAGGAGCAGCAGCCUGUCCUGGAGGUUUUGUGGCUUGCCAAGGCCAGGGGCAUCAUCUCCUUCGUCAGAAGCAGAGGACAGUGUUUCAUCGCUAACGCGGUCAUGGAGACCAGCAGUGGGGGCUAAUGGUCCAUCUCGAACAGAAACCAAUUCUACAGCUCCCCAAAAGAACUUUUCUGCUUCUUUCUGUUCAAGAUCUGGAUCAAAACUGCAACGGGACAAGAAAAUAGCAAAGUCUCUUGCUGUAAUUGUCUGUGUGUUUGUCAUUUGCUGGGCCCCAUACUCUUUAUUAAUGAUUAUCCGUGGGAUCUGCCAAGGAGAGUGCAUCCAUAACUCCCUCUAUGAAGCAACCUUUUGGCUUUUGUGGAUCAAUUCCUCUUUGAACCCAUUUCUUUACCCUCUCUGUCAUGUGAAAUUUCGAAUGGCUUUUCUGAAGAUAUUAUGUCCCAAAAAGUUUGCAACAUUGAGAUCUGGUAACACACCUUCUAUUUAGAGAGGUAAAAGAAAUGUCUUACAGAUAAGGUUCCUCUGUUAUUUAGUGAUACCUUUUCAUAUGUGUCGUUGGCAUGAAUAGAGAAAAAACCCAUUUGUUUACUAAUGACAUUGUUUAAUAGUGCAGCAGUUAUGUAAUGCCCUGAUGCUGCUACUUUUCAGGAUCUCAUUUUUAAUUUUGCUGGUAUGAUCCUAGAUUAAUUACUGUCUAGUGCAUUGAAAAGAAUAAUAAGCUUUGCUGGAUGUUCUCUUGGUUUGUGAGUGUGAGGGAUGUUUUUUCUUUCUCUUUUUUUUUCUUUUCUUUGUUUAAUACAUAGAGCUGGCACUGUGAAAGAGCUCUGCUCUUGCUAUCACAAUAGAGAGUCACUGGAGGGAGAUACCUACUUAUGUAUGUGUUGAAUUAAAAUUUAUGUUCUAUUUAUGAAUCUAAAGCUAUCAGUGAAGAAGCAAUACUGCUACAUUUUUAAAAGUUUCCAAAAAUACUCACAUAAGCAGUAUAUUUUCAUUUCAUGAACUAUUACAAAGACAAGAGAGUUCCCUUCCUUGUUAUAAUCCCCACAGUGAGCAAUAUGCAAGUGAAUGGACUGCCUAACCUGCCAUAUCUGUCCUUUUCAAGUUUUAAUGUAGCUCAUACCUGGCAUUGCAGAACAAAUUACAUGUAAAUUAGUAAUUCUGAAUGAUUUUCAGAGAAUGAAAUUUUCCAUGCUAUGAGAAUUUUGAGACUGGUGAUCAAAAGUGUCAGACACAAAUGGUUGUUAGUCUUUUCACCCAUACUGUUUUUUCACCUGACAGUGGCUACCCCUUUGGUCAUGCUUAAAUGAUAUUUAGUGCCAGAUCUAUGUACUAUGUGAUUGCCUAAAAGAUAGGCCAGGCUUGGGCACGUGAUCACAUUCCUGUUGAAUUAGCAGAGCAAGCAAUGCUAAGUUCAUACUGGAUUUUUGAUUUUGGCUGGCUGUGUGAGAAUAGACAAUAGCCUCUCGAGUGUAAAGCUUUACAAGUGCAAAGAUAUUCCAUCAAAAUGUCUGGAACAAAUUUGAUCUGACAGAGUGAUUUUUAUACUAGAUCAGUGCUUUGUGUCCUGUUACUGUGACAUUAUAUGGAUUUUCUCUGCCACAGAACAAAUAUCAAACUCGAUUUUUUCAAUUAGGGAGCAAGGGCCAUAUUUACUGCUUGAGAAUGAGGUUUACAGAGGUCUGGAAGCUGAUGCAGAGAUAUCUUAAGCAGCUCUUAACAAACAAAGCAGUUGAAUGUCCAGUGCUGAAAGGAGUGAGUAGAUGUCUUGGAGGAAGCCACGGAGCUUGAUUACACCCCAUUCCACGUGCCAAACUUCCUUACCAUGUAUUGAGUGUUGUAACUCACCCAGAAGGCUUUCAUGGAUGGGUAAGUGAGAGUCACUGGCUACAUCUUUCCCUCUCCUUUUGUGUAAUUUUAUUCCUCUUUUUUUAUAAAUAUAAUAAUGUAUGAAAUAUGGAAAGAGAAAUCUGAUGCACAGAACAAUGAAGAGCAGCAGUCAAUUUAAAUAGUUUUUGAUCUAAUUUGAAAUUGGCUGUAGGAGUGUUGCCAUAACAGAGUACUCCUUUGCAAACACAAUUCAAAUGCAUGGAAGCAGUCUAAUUAUAGCACAAAAGUUGAUGGCUUUGAAGAGCUAGAAUGUCUUUCUGUUCAGAGGUCUGGAACUGAAGACUUCUCUUGCCAGUUUUCACACUGCUGGAAGAUUCUCUUUCACCAUUCAUCCUUGCUAUGCUUCCAUGCCUCAGGUGGAUAGUGUUAUGGAUUGUGAGCCUAAUUGCUAAGCUUCAGGAGGAGGUCAUUGAUUCAACACAGCUGUUUUUACUGUCAUGAGCUGUAGUGCAGGCAUAGAUUUUGUGGGGCUUGUUUUUCUAUGAUGCUUAAAAAAUCUAAACACACACACAGAGUUAAAACAUUUAUAGAAGGGCUGGUGUACUAAACAUCUGUUAAAUAGAGAAACUGAAGAUGGGCCCAAGAUAGAAAUGUAUUUGUGUUGUCUGCUUUCUAUCCCUAUGCUUUUAGUAUAAAAAUUCAGUUUGCUUUUUGGGCUUAAAGAAUGUAUUGUUCACUUUGGAAAAAUAACCUACUAAAAAAUUAUUCACUAUUUAAACCAGAUAAUCUACAUUUUGCAGUGCUGAAAAACUAGAUAGCCAGGGAAUUUGCCAGGCAGCACAAUCUGCAGUGAACUUGAAACAACAUAGCUACUAGAGAUCAGUGUUUUUUAGAGUCUGUUUUACACACACAGCGUUCAAACUGUUUUCUCACACCACUCCUUUGUAUUUGUGAAUGAAUUUGUUGUUGAAAAUUUUGCUUAGUGCUCCCAGGGUAAGUCAAGCACUGGGUUGCUGUGCCCACAGCUUUAAAGCUGUCUUGGUCAGGGUGGCAUCAUAAAUAUUCUCCCUUGUAAAUCACAAAGCAGACAUUUUUCAGGGUUAUGGUAAAAUACUUGUUCAGCAUAUGUUCUUUUGCCCUGACUUAAAUGGAUAUUUCUUGACAAAGGGUUUUCUAACACAAAUCUCUCUAACCAGUCACUCAUCCACUAUUUCAUGUCCUUGAAUUUUCUUCUGUCUUUGCAGAUGUUCAGUAGGCCUUCUAAAUACAUGGUGACAGUACCUAUAUGACUUUGUGAGCUUCAACUCAAAACACAGCAGUUUUUUUUACAAUAUGACCUUCUCAGAUUUAAAAAAAAGAAACAAAAACAAUCAACAAAUAAAAACAUAUGUUGGAAGAAA